UGCAUGUGCGUUGUCCCUCGUGCCUCUUAGUCGCGUCUUAAAUCGCACACAGUACGUUUAUUGCAUGUACACCCCGGUACAUGAACAAACGGCAGACAGUUCGCGAACAUGUGAUUUUGACGGCGAGUACAGUUUGUUGACGCUCGUAACCGCGUGCGUGAAAGGUGAAGGUUUCCCUGGCCGGAUAUAUCGUUACCCUACAGCAGCCUCGUUCGAGGGGGUGGAGAAUAAUGUUCUGAGCCGUGAGCCACGCACAUCAUGGUUGCUAAGCACUUCACGCAGGGCUCGAGCCCCGAGUUCGGUGUUCCGGACAUGACGGUGAUCAGCGACAUCGACGAGACUGGAAUCAAUCGGAAUCUCCAAGUCCGAUACGGCAGGGACCAGAUAUACACCUACACGGGGUCCAUACUGGUGGCUGUGAACCCCUACAAAGAAGUGGACUUCUACACGAACGAGUACGUGACCAGGUACCAUGGGCAGAAAAUGGGCUCUCUGGAGCCGCACGUGUUCGCUCUGGCCGAGGCUGCGUACAGGUCGCUCCAGGACACGGAAAGUAAUCAGUCCUGCGUGAUAUCCGGCGAGAGCGGCGCCGGGAAGACCGAAACCACGAAAUUUAUCCUGCAAUAUCUGUGCUCGGUGACCAGCAACGUGGACACGUGGGUGGAGCAGCAGAUCCUGGAGGCGAACACCAUCCUCGAAGCAUUUGGUAACGCGAAGACGGUGAGAAAUGACAACAGCUCACGGUUCGGGAAGUUCAUGCAAGUGUGCUUCGACAGCAAGUGGAUGAUCAAAGGGUGCAUCAUCCAGGAUUACCUGCUGGAACAGAGCCGUAUAACGUUCCAAAGUGCCGGGGAGAGGAACUACCACGUGUUCUAUCAGCUGGUCGAGGCUGGCACGAGGGACAAGGAAUUCGCCGAGCAGUACAAACUGAUGCCAGCCAGCCACUACAAGUAUCUCAAUCAGUCUGGCUGCGUAAAGAUCGAUGGGAUCUCCGACUCUAAGAAGCUGGAUGCACUUAGGCUCGCGUUCAACGUACUUCAGGUUGCGCCAGAGAUGUGCGAGGGCAUUUUCAGAGUGCUGUCCGCCAUUCUCUGGCUGGGAAACCUGAGCUUCGAGGACGUCGAUGGCGAAAGAUGCGAACUGAGCACCGAGGAUCUCGAGAUCGUCGGUACGGUGGCUCCGUUGCUGGGUCUGCAGGUCGAGGAUCUGACGAAGGUGGUGCUAAUACGACAGAUAAACGUACGUGGAAACAUCACCGAGAUACCUCUGAAAGUGCAGGAAGCCAGAGAAAACAGGCACGCGAUGGCGAAAGCGUUGUAUUCGAGGGCGUUCGCCUGGCUCAUCAACCACAUCAACAAUUGCACGAACCCCGGGCAGGACAGCUCGAGGUUCCUCGGCGUCCUCGAUAUAUUCGGCUUCGAGAACUUCGCCGUAAACAGCUUCGAGCAACUGUGUAUCAAUUACACCAACGAGAAGCUGCACAAGUUUUUCAAUCACUAUGUGUUCGCAUUGGAGCAAGAGCUUUACCGUCAGGAAGAGAUCCAAUACUCCCAUAUCACCUUCACGGACAACACCAUGUGCCUGGAAUUAAUCGAGAAACCUCCACGAUGUGUUCUUAAGUUACUGACCGAGCAGUGCCAUAUGCCGAAAGGCUCCGACUUAGCUUACCUGACCAAUUUGCACGCCGAAUUCGAGAACCAUCCGUGCUACGUGAAAGGCGACGACCGUCGAAAAUGGGAGAAAGAGUUUGGCGUGAAGCAUUACGCGGGAUGCGUCACGUACACCGUCGAGGGUUUCGUGGACAAGAACCGCGACGUACAACAAGACGUCUUCUUCGACUUCAUGUCGAGAAGCACGAACGAAUUCGUGCAAGAGAUCACCGUUUACCAGGACCUUCUUGGAUGCACGGUGGCCCGUGCAAGCGGGAACACUACCACCAUGUCCCGUGGAACGUCCAAAGGCAAGCCUACUCUUUGCGACUCGUUCAGGCAUCAGCUGCAGGCGCUGGUCGACGUUCUGCAAGCCACCACACCCUGGUACGCAAGAUGCAUCAAGCCGAACAUGCAAAAGAUAGCGAACCACUACGACGAGAAGCUGGUGUUGGAUCAGCUGAAGUAUCUAGGCAUGUUGGACAUCAUUCGAAUAAGAAAGGAGGGCUUCCCUAUACACAUGGCGUUCCACGACUUCGUCGCUAGGUAUCGAUGCUUGGACAAGGCGCGUUUGUCCCGUUCCGGGGAGGAGAUCGAAGCUGUCAAGUGCCUGAUCAGUAGCCAAGGUAUACCGGAGACCGAGUGGCAAAUAGGCAGGAGUAAGGUGUUUCUGAGAAGCUACGUUCACGAGCCGUUGGAAGACUCUAGGAACCAAAUGGUCACCAGCAAUGCCAUCAUGAUACAGAAGAUAUGGAGGGGCUACGUCGAUAGAAAGGACUACAAACGCGUAAGGGAGGCUGCGUUGAAGGUGCAGCACGCUUAUCGAGGCUGGAAACUAAGGAUAAUGUUCAUCAGAAAGCGCAGAGCAGCUAUUGUCAUUCAGAGUCAUCUGCGCGGUGUCUUUGCCAGGGAGGUGGCGACAGCCCUGAGGGAAAUGAGGCGAGUGGAUGAAGAGAUGAGAAAGAGAGAGAGAUUGGAGGAAGAGAGGAGACUAAUGGAAGACAAGAAAGCGCUAGAAGAGAGCCAAAGCGCACAGUACAAUGGUAUUGUCGGAAUGGAGCCUGGGAAGGCGCAAGAAGAAAUCGCCGCGUUGUCGCAAAUGGCAGAACAGAUGAACUCCAAGAUGGCUGCCUCGGAUUUGCAAUCGGUAGAUCUGGACAAUCUGUUCUCGUUUCUGUCCGACGUUCAGUCGACUAAGGGUAAUCAAAUUAUCGACGAGAUUGGCGAGCAAAUGGACGAAUUGGUGGAAGAUCUUGACGUAGAACUGGAGACUGUGAUUCAGUUGGAGAUGGAGAUGAACUCCAAGUCAGAAUCCAGCGCGAACACUCCGAAUGGACAGGACCCACCGUCGCCGCCCCAGCAACAGUCGCAGUCGCAGCAGAGGAUAGCCUGUGGAAACAGUGGCAAGCUUGGUCAGCCUAGUCUUCCAGAACCCACUGAACCUCCUCCGCCCCCGCCACCGCCUGCUCCGCCUAUAGCGAUGAACGGUGAUUCCUCCACCGACAACGGGGAGCCAAUUUACGAAUCCGUUUUGCCACGCGAGGAAAACAGUCCCGGUAGUCCCAUCGUGGUGAACGGAAACUCUGGAUCGUUGGUGAACGGUGAGACCUGUGGAUCGCCUCCACCGGUACCAAAUAACAAGGUCAUCAAGGAGCAAAUUGCAAGCAGUCCUCCCUCCAGGCCAGAAUCGAGGAAUUCGAACAGCCAUCACUUGCAUCACAACCAUCACCAACCGGUGCCUCAGCAGCAACAGAACGGCCACGAUCAGCAGCAACAGCAGCAACAACAACAGCCACAACCACAGCCGGUAGAACGCGAGCAAAGACGGAAAUGUAGAGUGGAGCGCAAGCUUCAGGAACUGGAGGACAAAAAGGAACCUGACAGCGAAGUAACAUAUCACGACAUCGUAGAGUUCGCGCAGAAUUACUUUAACAGCCACGAACGAUCGCCCGAGGGAACGAUAAUGGCCACUCUCACCAGAAAAUCGCGCGGCAAGAGCGUCGAGUUCAUACCAAAGUACGAAAUGGUCACCUAUUACAAAGGCUCCACCAUUCCAAAUUCUCACAUUCAUAUGUACGACCCUGAUAACGUUAACGUGGCGUGUUCGGUCUUCAGGGAUCUCUGUAAAUACAUAAGGGGAGAGAUGAAGUUGGAUCAGGAGAUCGCAACUAUUCAGAGUAUAAUCGGUUAUGGUAUCGAGCGCGAAGAGCUGAGGGACGAGAUUUUUGUUCAGUGCAUGCGUCAGGCGACAAAUAACCCCAACCUAGAAUGGGCUGAACGAGUCUGGUUAUUGCUGUGUCUGGCGAUCGUUGCUUUCCAGCCUAGCAAACUGCUCUACAAGUACUUCCUCUCGUUCUUGCGAAAGAAUUUGGCUCUGGAAGGGAAACUGAAGCAGUACGUUCAAUGGUGCGUGGAUAACUGUAAAAACAUGAAAGCCUCCUGCAGACAACAUCCACCGUCCACGGUAGAGAUCGCUGCCAUGAGACGAUUGGGCACUAUAGUUUGUCGGUUCUUCUUUCUGGAUGGAAGAACCAAGGCUAUCGAUGUGCAUCCGACCGACACAGCCGCCGAUGCGGUUACAAAGUUAGGUGAAAAAUUGGGGCUUCGAUCUCUGGAGGGUUGGGCGAUCUACCAAAGCAGACCGGAUGGCGAGGAGCACGUGCGGGCGCACGAUUACUUGUACGACGUGAUAGCUGCUUGGGAAAUGAAACAAUGCAAGUUGAACACAGCGCAAUCAACAUUUUCCACGCUGCGACGAAGUAACAACGCUACUUUAGGCAGCGGUGAUAAUAGAUUCGUCUUCAAGCGUAGAUUGUUCAGAAACACUCGGGAAAUAUCUCAGGAUCCCGUCGAAGUGAACAUGCUGUAUGCCCAAGCAGUGUACAAUGUUGUGAAGUGCGACGACUUCCCAGUGUCCGAGAAAGUUGCCCUUCAGCUUGCAGGCCUGCAAGCUCAAGUCGCUUUGGGAGAUCCGAAAGAUAACGAUCGAUUAGAUUAUUACAGCGAGGUGGAUAGCUUUUUGCCUUAUCGAAUAAGUCGAGCCCGUGGCGACGAUGUUUGGGUGCCGAUAAUAGCCCAAGCACACAGACAGUACGGUGCUGGUCGCAAAGAAUUGGCGGCCAAAGUGUUGUAUCUGUCUUGCGUGAUGCAAUACCCGCUCUACGGCACGACGAUGUUCAACGUCACGUAUCGAGGAUACUGGUCCUACGGUAAUCAACUGAUCCUGGGCAUCAACUGCGAAGGUUUGAUGCUGAUCAAGCCGGACGAUAAGUUCGUUUUAUCGGAGUAUAGGUAUCAGGAUGUGGAGAGCAUUAUGUUGGACCCGAGCGACUCCUUCAUCACGCUGUCCCUGCUUCGUCACAAUCCCGACAGCUCGCACAAGUGUUUCGUGUUCGAAACUGCGCAGAAAAAUGAGAUCGGUAGUUUGAUCGUUAGCUACUGUCCAGCGUUGGCUGGUUGGAUCACGGAGAACGAGGUUCCUACCAAGAAGCUCAAGUGCAUCACCAACGAGGAUCGUAUCAGGCUCUAUCACAACUUGGUUAACUGUCGAAGGACGCUCGUCGACGCGGAAAUACUGAGGAAACCGCAGGACUCUGGCGGUGGUUUCCUCAGGAAUACCCUAAGGAGGCUAUCGAAGCACAGAAUAGAGAAGCUCAGGCAGGAACACGGUAGCGCAACGGAUCACGGUGAGACUUACAAGGGAUUCCCGUACGCGUACUGGGCGUUCAGCAGACAAGCUAUACCUCAGAGUCUUUCGAAACUUCCCGAUCCUGACGAGCAAAUGUCCCUCAGCGUGUUCCAAUUAAUCUUAACGUACGCGGGUCUCGGACAGAAUGGCGACACGGUUCGAAGAGUCGAAGACGAGCACGUGAACCUGAUACAAACGGUGAUGGAACGUUGCAUAAGGAAAGAGAACUUGCUGGGCGAAUUGUAUUUACAGUUGAUCAAGCAAACUACCGAUCACCCUGAUCCUAACAGUCGGGUGAAUCUCAGGCAUUGGGCGUUGCUCUCUCUGGCCUGUUCGGUAAUCCUACCGCCGCAAAAGGUUAUUCGAAAGUAUCUGAUCGCGCACUUGAAGCGUUGCGCCAGCGAUUACGUGACGGAAGAAGGGAAGUAUGCCCGAUUCGCUGAAAAGUGCCUUUACAAGACGCAGGGCACGAGGAGAAGACAAUGGCCGCCGAGCAGGGAAGAGAUAAUGUGCACGAUCAAUCGUAGGCCAAUUUACGCGAGAUUCCAUUUCAUGGAUGGACAGUACCACGCCGUGGAAUUCCAUCCGUCGGCGACAGCCAGGGACGUUAUGGAAAUCAUCAAAGUUAAGAUUGGUCUGGAAGAAACAGCUCUGGGAUAUGCUAUUUACGAGGUCCUAGGACCGACCGAACGAGCAUUGAUACCGGAAGAGAAAAUCGCGGACGUAAUGUCGAAAUGGGAACGUUACAGAACGGCGAACGCACAACAGAACCAAUCGCAAAGGAAACAUGCACACCAUUUCUUCCUAUUUAAGAAACAUUUGUUCCUCGAUCAAUACAUGAAUCUCGACGAUCCCGUGGAGAAAGAGUUACUGUACCAUCAAGUGUUGCACGAUUUACGCGCCGAUCGGUUCCCAAUCACCGAGAAGGAAGCUAUGAUGCUGACAGCCUUGCAAGCUCAAUUGGAACUAGGUGAUUGCGAGGAUGCCGUUUCGGACCAAGAUUACCGUGCUAUAUCGAGUCACUGCCUACCCGCAAGACUGGUACCAAAUUUGUGCGUGGAAGGUGUUUUCCAACACCAUCAAUCUUUGAGAGGAAUGACGCCGCCAGAAGCGAAAAAGGCUUUCUUAAAUUUAAUUCAGUCAUGGCCACUGCACAGGGCCACGAUAUUCGAUGUGAUGCAAUCGUUUACUUCGAACUGGCCACGCGUUCUUUGGUUGGCCGUCGAUCAACAAGGUCUUCACCUUCUGGAGCAUCGCUCUAGAAAUGCUCUCUGUACCUACGAAUAUAACAGUAUUCUCAGUUAUAAUCCAGCUGUUAGUUGUUUGAUGAUUAUCACCGGUACUGAUAAGAAACAGAGCAAAGUGAUCCUAACGACAUCCCAGGCACACCAAAUAGCGAAUUUAAUUCGCGAGUAUAUGGACGUGCUACAAUCGCCGCCAGAAAUACCGAAGAGAGAUUCAGCGAUAGCUCAACAAAUAGCUCAGCAACAGCUGCAGCAACCACCCUCGAAUCUCACGACUGCCGGUGGUCGUAAAUCACGACCUGCUUCGGUAUUGCAUAGAGGUGCUCCAGUGAUACAAUCGCAAGCUAGUUAAAAAGUUAGGCGAAUCGUUAGGUGAGACACUUCUUCCCAACCUGAUACGCAAACGAUUAACUCAUACAUGUGUAAAAGUUUCUUCUUACAUAUUUGACUCUUUAACGAAGAUGCCUCGAUAUCUGAUGUUUCUUUGAUAAAGAUAGGCCGACUCAAAAGAAGAAAAAUGCAUUCCAAUAUCGUCUACAAUAACCCCUAAUAUACACCUAUACUUCUAUAUUUCUACAUUUCAUCAUUCAGAUUCAAUUAUUUGUUGUUAAAAUUAAAAUGUGAAGUUUGUUAUCAGGCUGUGGCGAGGAAGUGUCCUGUAGUUAUUAAUGCUUUAUCGGCAAGGCCUAUCAGGCGGCGAGUAAGAAUCGUCGCGACGAGAUGGCACUAGCCUAGGAAUACUUCUUUCUUCCAGUAUUUAUUCAAUUUAGCUUAGGGCUCGAGAGGCGUCGAAUGAUGAUAGCUGCCACCGCGGAGAGUAGAUCUAGCAAAUGGACCGACCGACAAAACAACUGCCAUUUUACGAUUUUUCAAGCUGCAAAGCUGUUAAAGAUUUCUAUUUCCAUUUUUCCUCGUGUAAACGUCGUUGCCUUUUUUACGAGCGAUCGUCAACGUUUUUUAUACAAAUUUUUCCAGCGUAUACAACCCGCAACCGUAAAACGCAAUAACCGCUGAAUUGAUCGAUGAGUAUUAUUAAUACAGGUGUACCGUAUCCACACACUUCGACAUAUCAUUUCGUAUCGUCUAACGAAAAGUGUGAUAUACACGAUUUCAUUUGGACAAUGUCAGGAACGACUAAUUCAUUAAUUCUAUCCUCGAUUUUACUUCUCUCGUUAAUCACUCUGUUCGACGAUACCAUCAAAAAGAAAAAGUAAAACUUCGAAUAGUCGCCAUAUUGCAAUCGACGUUAACAUCUCGAAUAUUAGACUUGCGCAAAAUUUAAACACAAUUAUACACGCUAUAAUUAUACUUACAUACAAUAUUCCAAGUAUAGCAAGCGAUAAUGUAAUAAUUAACUCGUAUUUCGAAAAAUCUUCGAUCACGUUUCAAUCGAAAGUUGAACGGUAAUCGGAUAUUCGUUUUUCAGACAAUCCUUUCGCGCUAUCGUCGCUUUUCUUGUAAAGCUUACGACUAUGAAAUUAAAUCGAGCAUUUAAUAGGUGGAAUUAUCGUUCGUGCGGAAAUAAAAAGAAAAACAAAAAAAAAAAAACAAAAAAAUAUCCGUGAUUCGAAUGCGAUCGUAUCGAUCAAAAAUGCCACGAAAUUGCGUCCAAAGAAAUUUUGUUUCGUUUCUUUUAAUUCAAGAGCCCCGGAAUCGCUCGAUAUCUUGGUAUGUAAAUAUUAAACAAUCAACAGAGGAAUGUUUAAACGUAAAACGAUAACGAUAAGUUUCGAGCAGAAUUCUCCAGUGUUCAAUUCAAAUUUCGUUUCCACGUAAAUUAAAUUUACAUCUCGAUCGCGUACAGAAAUUUGUAACCCUUUCAAAAUAAUCUAUCGUAUCUGUAGAGCUCAACUGGUAUACGGAAUCGAAGUUCUUUCACAGUUCACUAUGUAGAAAUACCGUUAGUUUCUGCUAAUAUUAACGGUGAUUGCGCUCAAUAAUAUAACAAUUACAAGAUUCUGUAAGUAAAGAAUUGUACGAUAAUUCAUUUUUCGAGUUACACGGUAUAUCCGAUUUUACGAAGCACUUUUUACGGAACACAGUCGAGAAAGGGUUAGGGUAACAUUACGUAUGCAAUUCCCUCUAAUAAGAAUCUUUUGUCGAACACUGGAGCUCAUCGAAUCCGGAGUUCGUUCGGACCAAAAUUUCGUUCCAAUGUCUCGAACCACUGCCUACGAUCCUUGCUUACGCGUAAAGAGCAAAGUUUCUAUUUUCACUCGAUUACUGUAAAGUGUUACGAUGACUCUUAUUGGUUGCUCGGAAUUGUAAUCUGGUCAGAAGUUCUCUGUUCGCCUUUUGGCGGCAAUAAAUAUUGCGCCGUGUACCUAGAAAACGUUGCGAUACGCGUACUUAAGGAUCGAUCAGGAAGCAAAGAUCGAGGACUCGUGACGAAACGAAGAAGUUUUCGUGUACCCUUUGUAUUUAUUGAGAUUUCCUUUCCGGGAGUUUGGCUAAGAUUCGACGAGUGCAGAGACAGACUGUGAUCCGCUUUGGGUGUCCUUAGUCUUCGAGAGCUGUUUAACGAGUGAGACUUCGUGUUAACUAAUAGAAAAAUGGAGGACGGAAGAGGUGGUGAGUGGCGAAUGCGUGAACGGCGCGGGUGAGAAAGAGAUCGCGUGAAUGUGUGAAAAGGAACGUACGAAUCGAGAAUGCGAUUUACGACGCGUGCAUGAUACUUAAAAGGGAAAAAGAAAAGGGGGGUGGGAGGGAGUAGCGGGGGAAGGUACGCAAAACCCCGUAUUGUGUAACUUAAGCGAAAUAAAUUAUUGGUUGACGAUGUUAUAUUGAAAUAUUUAAGAACGGACAACACUGUAUAUACGUAUAUAAAUAGUAGACACGCAUAGAUGGAUACGCACACAAUGCAAAUUACAUGCGAUUACAUACCCACACAGACAUACACACACACACGCGACAAAUUUUGUUGUAAACUCGAAGGUACACCUACAAAAAUACAGAGGGAGUUACACGCCUACACGCGACGAGGUUAUACAUACUAUUAUAUAAAUAUGAACAUAAAUAUAAAUAUAGAUUAUUAAUAUACUCGAGCUAUGUAUUAAGGGUACAAUAAAAGAAAGCGAAGCUUUAAUAUUGCAAGUAAUGAGGACUUGUUUCUUCGGGUAGCAAAUUAAUCGAACGACGAUCAGCGACGUUGCUCGAAGCGAAACUAUUUAAAUUGUUCUUUAAGUACGAUCAAAUAAUUAUGUUCCGAAUAACGUACAAGCGAAAGCAUUUUGAAUCGCUAUAAAAUAUCGGUGCUUUGUCAGUGGCUUCCCGACAUUUUAAUUUAAAAGUAUGUUACGAAUUUAAUAAAUAAAUAACUGGUUAUC
This is a messenger RNA of Colletes gigas, 9907 nucleotides long. RefSeq names its product myosin-I heavy chain (gene Myo81F). The record is from RefSeq and is a predicted model, not a curated record. Gene Ontology annotation, biological process: signal transduction. Lineage: Eukaryota; Metazoa; Arthropoda; Insecta; Hymenoptera; Colletidae. Gene Ontology annotation, cellular component: cytoskeleton; myosin complex. Gene Ontology annotation, molecular function: cytoskeletal motor activity; ATP binding; protein binding. The transcript is spliced from 16 exons. The coding region runs from base 259 to 6933 and encodes 2224 amino acids.